Argiope bruennichi is the source of this 4891-nucleotide messenger RNA. RefSeq lists its product as uncharacterized. The transcript is spliced from 28 exons. The record is from RefSeq and is a predicted model, not a curated record. Lineage: Eukaryota; Metazoa; Arthropoda; Arachnida; Araneae; Araneidae. Gene Ontology annotation, biological process: mRNA export from nucleus. Bases 185 to 4822 code for a protein of 1545 amino acids. Gene Ontology annotation, cellular component: nucleus; cytoplasm; transcription export complex 2.
CAAAAAUUGUCCAAUUUCGAAUUUGGUUGAGAUUUCAGGUGAAUGAUUCUACUGGUAUUUUAUUGUGAUUCAAAUGCAUUUAUCAUGAUUAAAUCAAAAUGUUUUGACAAUGAGCGCCCACAUAUAAAAUUGAAUAUAAAACUUUGAAUGAAAUGGGACACUGACCUUUAAUUUACCGAUAAUCAUGGAACGUAAUGAUGAAUUCGAAAUGGAUUCUUAUGCUACAUUAGAUGAAUAUGAAAUAAUACCUAGACCACAGGAAUUGGUUAAAGCUCAGCUGCACUCCAUGUCAUUGAAGGAAAAACUUGCCAAAGAAUCAGCUCUGAGAAAGAAAUUGUUACAGAAAAAAGAAUUAUUAGCAUCCAAAAGAAAAUUCUUAUCAAAAGAUGAAAAAAAAGUUACAGCAAAAAUCAAAUCACGAUCAUUACCUCACUCAGCAACAAAGGAAGAUAGAACUAAAAGCUCUCAAGAACUGGAACAAAAAUUUGAUUCGUAUGUGCAAGGAGCAAAAAAAAGUUUGAAGAAGGGCAGCCCCAGACCUGAAGUUACAAAAUCACUGAAGGAGGAUUCUGAGAAAGUCAGACCUUCACCAUCUAAAGAUGAUAUAUCUAAACAAGAGUUGCAACUUCUUAAAAGUAUGGAAGGAGUUGCAGAAACUGCUCAGGAGCGAUAUGACGCUCUUAAUGCGAGAGACAACUAUCUUCGCUUAAAAGAAUCGAAGAAAGGAGAAUCAAAAGUGAAAAAAAUAAGUGGAACUUGUCCUGAUAUGUGUCCUGAAAAGGAGAGAUACAAUCGGAUUGCAAAAAACUGCUUGGCUGUAUUUGAGACAAAAAUGGCAUUUGAUUCUAUGUAUUCUUCAAAAGAUGUUGAUCAUCGUUAUAUGGUAAAGGAAUACAGUCGAUCUUCUGCUGAUCAGCAAGAACCUCUUUCUCAUGAAUUACGACCUGUUUCUGUUCUGAAGUUCACUAUGGAUUACUUAGUUUGCAAUAUCAUAGACAGAAAAUUUACUAAUAUAUCCAUAGCUGAUUGGUAUGAUUUUAUAUGGAAUAGGACUCGUUCAAUACGAAAGGAUAUCACUCAACAACAACUUUGUGAUGUGGAGUGUGUUGAUAUUCUCGAAAAAUGUGCUCGAUUUCACAUUUUAUGUGCUGAAUUGCUAUCUGAAGAAGAUUCUGCAACAUUUGACCCAAAAAUUAACAAUGAAAACCUUACAAAAUGCCUUCAAACUUUAAAACAUAUGUACCAUGAUUUACAAACAAAAGGAAUCCAGUGUCCUAAUGAAGCUGAAUUUCGAGCAUAUGAUAUUUUAUUGAGCUUAACUGAAGGUGAAACCCUAAGACUUGUGAAAGAUAUAAGAAAAGAAGUAUUUAAUUCUCCACCUGUGAAAACAGCUUUUGAAGCAGCUUUAGCUUUUAAAAGUAACAAUUAUAUUAAGUUUUUUAAGCUUAUGGAGAAAGGGACAUAUUUGGAUUGUUGCAUUUUACAUAGAUAUAUUCCUGAAGCUCGUGCUCGUGCAAUGCAAAUAAUCGAACGUGCUUAUUCUAUGCCAAAUAAUGCCACAAUGUUACCUUUAAUAAGCUUGGUGAAGGACUUAAAAUUUGAGAAUUCCCUGGAUGCUGCUAAUUUUUGUAAAUGGCAUGGCUUGACAGUAGAUGAAACUCAUGUUACAAUUCAAAGACAGACAUUUCAAAAACCAUCUUCUGUUUAUCCUGUUGCUAGAGCUACAUCCCUUGUUGGAAAUAAAUUACAGACUAGCCUGAGUGAGAUAAUAAAUAAUGGUCCUCUACCUGAAAAUCCGUUGAAAUGGUAUCAACCACAUAAUAGCUUUGGUAAAGAAGGCUUAUUACUGAAUAAAUUUGAUGUUAGUGAUGCAGUAGAGAAAGAAAAAGAAGAUAUUCAGGACAUGGAUACUGAUGAAGUGAAUGUCACAACAAUACCUUUGGAACCUAUUAAAAUUGCUACUUCGGAGGAUACAAGAAUGGAACAAGAGGCAUAUAAAUUAUACCAGAAAAACUUUUCAAGUUCUGUGACAGAAGUUUCUAGUGUUUCAAAUUUCAAAAAGGAUCAUUCUUUCUUUAGGAAAUCUUUGAGUAAAAUUGAUGAAUAUUCGACCAAUUCCAAAAAAGUUUCCAACACUUCAUUGUCACAGGAAGCUCUGUAUCUAAGUCCAUUUGCAAACCAAAAAUCACCACCUUUAACAGCUCUAGAAACAAAUGAAGCUGAAAAUGCUUUCAUAUCAUCAAAAUUGCAAGCUGGUGCCUUUGGGAAGUUAUGUUCAGGAUCAUCAACAUUUCUUCCUAAUACAACGUCUCUAUCUUCUGGCUUCUCUUUUAAAUCUUCAACAUUGUUAAAUACAAAUUCACUAAAGGAAGCAUCUAAAACUAUUUCCAUACCUCAGCAUUCUUCAAGCAUUUUAAAUUCUUCAAUUCCAUCUAUUAAAGAUGAGCUUAUUGCAAGGAAAGCAGAUUUUUCAACUUCAUUAAAACUUCCCGAAAUUCAUAAUGAUUUUAUUGAAAGCGAAGAUUCAGCUGACCAGGGAAUUGGAUCUGAAGUAGAUAUGAAUGAAAAAACUAACAAAAUAGAAGAUUUAUAUUGUGAUAACAGUAACACAAAAGGCACUUCAUUUGAUGAAAAACAACUGGACAAGGAUUCAUUGUCCCUGGCAAUGGAAGAUGAAGAAACACUGAAGAGAUUGAGAGAAGAGAAAGUGAGGGAAAUUAUAAUUGAUAUAUCAGAUGAAAUCUAUACUGAAUGCAUUGAAAGUUUGUCUGCUGAAAUUUCUGAAUCUACAUUGAAAGAGGAAUGGACCAAAAAGGUUGAAUAUGAAGAUGCUCUUGAGAAAAGGAGAGCUAUAUUGGCUAGGAAAGCUAUAUACAAGUGGAGAUUAUUUUGUGAAAGAAUAAAGCAACGUAGGAUGUUACAAAACACAGAACCUUUAUCACCAUGGAUACCUAUGUUAAUGAAUACUGAAUAUAUUGCUUCUGGUGCUAGUAGUCCCUUCUCAGUGUAUAAGAAGCACUGUUCUCUUUCACGUUUGGCAGAUACCAAAUUGAAGCAAAGGGAUAAUAGGCCUGGUUGGGAACCUUUUACUUCUUCGCAGUUUCAAAUGCUGAAUAAAUUGCCAAAUUUCCCACCAACAUACUUGAAGAAGAUUGGAAUUAAUAAGUUUUUUAAAUUAUGCAUUGUAUUUGCUUCAUAUCCCAAUUUUAGUUUAUCAACUUUUUUUGAUUGGAUGUGCAAAAAGUUCAAAUUGUCUUCAUUACCUGGAGUUAUGGAUAAAAAGUCAAACCUUUUAAGCUUUUAUACUUUAAAUGGUGGGAAAACAUUAAUGUGUAUUCAAGGAAUAGCUCUCAAAAAGAAUAUGGACAUGAAAAAUAUCAUCUUAAAUGGAUUAUCUGCAAUGAUGCUUUGUAUUCCUGGAAGAUUUCCUGAUUCUUUGACUUUCGACAAUACUUUGGAGCAGUAUAAAUUUCUCCUUGAAAAUAACUCUCAUCUACUGCCUUUUCCAUUAUUUGCAUUUUUGUUAGGAUCAGCAGAAAAAUGUAAUGUAAAUAAAUUGGCAUCUUUUUUAGACAAAAGACUGUAUUCUGGUAACAUUUUUUCUGCUGUGAAAAAGAAAGAAAUAUCAAAUCCCACCCAUUAUAUUAGCAACUCCAAUGAAGUUUUAGGUGCUGUAAGUUGGUUAAUAGAAAACCAAGAUGAAAUGCCUGUUGCUCUAAGUUCAACUUUGCUCAACUAUUUAGAAGAUUCCUUUGCAUCUGUUUUCAGCACUUUGUUUUGGAAGUUGUCUUUGCAAGAAUUUAAGCCUCUUUUUCAGAUGCCACAACAAAUUAUCUUGUUUUACAAUAAAUUGCUGGCAUGCAGAGCAGAUCUACUUCAUUCAAAUUUCCUCUUAGCUAUUGCUAAAUGGUGGCCUCCUCAGGAACUUUUUACUCUACAGCCUGAAUAUAGGUUUAUAGAUGUGAAAUUUCAAAAAAAAUCUGCAGAAUUGAUGAAAAAUCUACAUUUACCUGAGUUUGAUGGUAAUCCUUGCUUUUUGAAAGAUGUGUGGAAUUAUGUGUAUAAAAUUGCUGAUUUAGCAGAAUCUGGCCAAGAAGCUUUAUUUUUAAGUGUUCAAAGUAUUUUGAGAAUUUCAACAGAUAUUGACUGGCCAAGAAUCAUUAGCAAGUGUGCCUAUUUCAUUUUGUGCAAUUUCUGUACCAAAUUUGAGAGUUGUGUAAAUGAAGAUGUAUUUUACAUGAAACCAGAUUUAGAAUCCAUUAAUUUGGAUUCCUUUUGGGAAAAUUCAUUAUCAAUUUUGAAAAGGCAAACUCUAUUCAAUAAAAGGAAAAUGCCGGAAUCUGAAACUGAAGAAAAUUCUGAUCUCAAGAAAAUAAGAAAAAGUGAAAAUAAGUUAUUACUCGAAGAACUUCAUGAUAUAGACAACAAAGAUCUCUAUGCCACCUCUGCAACUUCUAUUUCUGAUGUUUCAGAUGCUAUUAGUAGCCGAGUGAAUAAUUUGCUGUCUUCUUUGAAAUCUGCUUUAAAGAAACAAAAUGAAGAAUCUGACAAGUUCUUACGUAAGCUUAAUGAGUCAGUUUUUGAUCAAAACUGUUUUUCAGACAAAGAGACAGAUGAUAGAAUUUCUGACUCACAAAUACCAAUGGUUAAAGUAAAUAGAAAAUCAGAUUCCUCUGAUGUAUUGGAGAAGCUGCUUGGGAAAAAGCAUCCAAGUCCAAUCACCUCACCUUCCAGCCUAUCUGAGAAACUAUUGGAAUUGAAAUACAAUAUUCAGAGAAACAAUAUUCUGGAAGAUAAUCUUGAAUUAUUACUUAAGUUAUGAUGGUAACACAUAUGUAAAUUAUUUCAAAUGUAUAGUUAAUGUGUCUUUCAAUGAAAAAUUUGCUAUUUU